AUGUCACAUCAGCAGUAUUCGCCCGCGCUGACGGCAGCGACGACAUCGGCGACGGCGCCAGCUCGGCGCACCUACCUCUUCGGUGCGGGCAUCGGGUCUUCACUCUCGCCUGCCUUCCACAACGCUUGCUACCGCGCCCGCGGACUGGAUUGGACCCUCUCCCGGCUCGACUCGACCGAUAUGCCUGCCUUCCUCGAGCGCGUGUACGCAGACGACUUUGGCGGAAGCGCCGUGACCAUGCCGCACAAGUCAGCCAUCCUCACCCAUGCGGAUCACGUCGAGCAGCAGGCCAAGCUGAUCGGCGCGGCCAACACCAUCUUCUUUCGGACGGAUGCUGAUGGCCAGCGCAGAUUGGUGGCUACGAAUACGGACGUCGCUGGAAUCCGUGACUCGAUUCUCACCUCGCUUCCUGCAUCGUCACGACCCACCGCGUCGGGCGCCGAAUCGAGCUCGCACAUUGGUCUCGUCGUCGGCGGCGGCGGAACGACCCGCACCGCAGUCUACACCCUUCGAUACGAACUGCACUGCUCCGACAUCUACAUCGUCAACCGCAUCGACGACGAGGCUUCGGCCAUCAUCGAUGACUUUGCCUCGCAGGGCGUGACGGGUAUCCACCAGCUCAAAACACCCGCCGACGUCGCACAGCUGCGGGCCGUGCCACGCUUCAUUGUCAAUGCUGUGCCUUCCUUCGAGCCACAGACGGACGGCGAAAAGCUGGCUCGCGCCACGCUGACCGCAGUGUUGGAGAGAGGGCAGGCGCAGGGCCCAGACGGCGAAAGGGUGGUGCUAGAGAUGUGCUACUUCCCGCACACGUGGACCACGGUCUGUCAAAUGGCGCAAGAUAAUGGCUGGGAGGUGAUCCAGGGCAUGGAGGCCAUGUACCACCAGGCGGUGGCGCAGCAGCUGCUGUGGAUUCCUGAGACGGGAGGGGUCGAUCUGCUGGCUGUCGGACGAAGAGGAGCCGAGGAGGAGAUCGAGCGUAGAGCACAAGGGCUGGCGCCCCUAUAG
Molecule: messenger RNA, 1008 nt
Organism: Pseudozyma flocculosa PF-1
Lineage: Eukaryota; Fungi; Basidiomycota; Ustilaginomycetes; Ustilaginales; Ustilaginaceae
Exons: 2
Coding region: 1-1008 (335 amino acids)
Biological process (GO): chorismate biosynthetic process; shikimate metabolic process
Molecular function (GO): shikimate 3-dehydrogenase (NADP+) activity
Source: RefSeq, a predicted model, not a curated record